Sceloporus undulatus (fence lizard) is the source of this 4681-nucleotide messenger RNA. Its product is annotated as gastrula zinc finger protein XlCGF52.1-like. Gene Ontology annotation, biological process: regulation of transcription by RNA polymerase II. The transcript is spliced from 2 exons. Gene Ontology annotation, molecular function: RNA polymerase II cis-regulatory region sequence-specific DNA binding; DNA-binding transcription factor activity. NCBI's taxonomy places the organism in Eukaryota, Metazoa, Chordata, Lepidosauria, Squamata, Phrynosomatidae. The record is from RefSeq and is a predicted model, not a curated record. The coding region runs from base 548 to 1789 and encodes 413 amino acids.
AUAUGAUUAAUUAUAAUUAAUUAAAUAUUUAAUUAAAAGCUAUCUGUGGCCCUAAGAAGUUUAGCAUAUUUAAAUUUUGGCCCCUACCUACUGCCAAGUUGUGCAGGCCUGUUUUAAAGAGACAGAGGCAAAUACCAUGGCCCGUUUCUGCCAAAAGGCAGAUGUUCAGGGAGCAGUGGUGUCACCCUCCUUUCGGGUGUCGCCUGGUGUGAAUCCGCACCCCUGCAACACUUAGUGACACCCCUGGGUAGGGGAUAGGAUCCCUGGAGGAUCAAGAAGGGUUAUCCUGUAUCCUCUUCCUCUCCAAGGACUGGAAAUAUUUUUUUGUCUUCUUUCAUUCCAUUGGACUUGCCCAGUAUGGCAUUUUAGCAAAACUAAACUGCCAAAAAUCUAAGUUACACAGCUUUAUGUUCUGACUGGGUUAGUAAUUUUGGCCCACAGAGACUAUUUCUUCUCCUAGGUGACUUUUGAGGAGGUGACUGUGUCUUUCAAUGAGGACGAGUGGGCCUUGCUGGAUCCGGACCAAAGGGCCCUUCACAGGGAAGUCAUGGAGGAGAAACUGGCAAUCCUGGUCUCUCUGGGUGGUGAUAGACAAGAGGGACAGAAUGUAAGAGAACCAAGUAUGUCUUUAGAGGAAAGAAUGCAGUGUUGCAUAUUUCAAUUUCAACCGAAGAAAGAGAAGGGAAGUAAAAUUGACACUCAAGAAAAGAAGGUGAAUAAAGCUUCUGCUUCUCAGGCUGGAGAUUUCUGUGGAAGUGUCACUGAAGAAAAAAGCCAGAAAGGAGAGGAACAGAGUAAAUGUAUUUAUCUUGAAUGUGGGAGGAGCCCCAGUUGUAAAGAAAGCCUUGCUCUUCACCAGGAAAUUCAUGUAGAAAGAAUUCACACACAAAAAAGAAAAAGUGAGUUCUCAGGGUGUGAAGAGACAUUAAGGUGGAGAUCAUAUCAAAGCCCUGAAACAAUGAGUAGGAAGACAUACCUAUCUAGUCAUAAAGUAGAUCACACCGGAGAAAUACAAAUUAAUUAUAUGGGAUACACAAACAGUUUCAUCGGAAAGACAAAUCUCAUUCAUCAUCAAAUAAUUCAUACAGGAGAAGAGCCAUUCAAAUGCCUGGAAUGUGGAAAGAGUUUCAAUCGGAAGCAAAAUUUCAUUCUUCAUCGAAGAAUUCAUACAGGAGAGAAGCCAUUUGAAUGCCUGGAAUGUGGAAAGAGUUUCAGUCAGAAGCAAAAUCUCACUCAUCAUCAAAGAAUUCAUACAGGAGAGAAGCCAUUUGAAUGCCUGGAAUGUGGGAAAAAAUUCAAUCAGAAGACACAUCUCACUCGUCAUCAAAGGAUUCAUACAGGAGAGAAGCCAUUUGAAUGCUUAGUGUGUGGAAGGAAAUUCAAUCAGAAGAUGGAGCUCACUUGUCAUCAAAGAAUUCAUACAGGAGAAAAGCCAUUUGCAUGCUUAGACUGUGGAAAGAAAUUCAGUCAGAAGAUAAAUCUCAUUCGUCAUCAAAGAAUGCAUACAGGAGAAAAGCCACUUGCAUGCUUAGACUGUGGAAAGAAAUUCAAUCAGAAGACAGAACUCAGUAUUCAUCAAAGAAUACAUACAGGAGAAAAGCCGUUUAAAUGCUUAGAGUGUGGAAAGAAAUUCAGUCAGAAGACAGAUCUCACUCGUCAUGAAAGAAUUCAUACAGGAGAGAAGCCAUUUACCUGCCUGGAAUGUGGAAAGAAAUUCAGUAGGAAGAUAAAUCUCACUCAUCAUCAAAGAAUUCAUACAAGAGAGAAGCCAUUUAAAUACCUGGAAUGAGGAAAGGAUUUCAGCCAGAAUAGAGAUUUCAUUUACCAUCAAAACAUUCAUACAGCACAAAAGCCACUUAAAUACUUGUGCUUUGGAAAGAGUAUCAGCUAGGUCUUUCCAUCAGGUUAUCACAGGAAGAAACUAUGACUGCAUCUGCACUGCAGAAUUAGUGCAGUUUGAUAGCACUUUAACUGCUGUGGGUCAUUGCUAUGAAAUUCUGGAAAUUGUAAUUUGUAGUGAUCCCAGAGCUCUCUGACAGAGAAGGCUAAAAUGACCCACCAACUCAAAUUCCCAGAAUUCAUAGCAUUGAGCCAUGGCAGUAAAAGCAGUGUCAAACCAGAUUAUUUCUGCAAUGUGAAUGUAGCUGAUUUAAAUGUUUAGAAUGGAAAGAGUUUCAAUCUCAAGAGAGGUCUCUUAAUGCUCAUCAAGCAACUCACAAAUCGGAGAAACCAUUUAAAUGUUUGUUGUGUGGAAAGUCUUUCAAAAGGAAGAUCAGCUUCACUUGUCAUCUCACAACUCACACAGGGCAAAAACCCUUUAAGUGUUUAGAGAGUGAAAAGAGAUUUAGUCAGAUAUCUCACCCAGCAUCAGGCAACUCAAUAUUUAAAUGUUCAGGGUGUGGAAACACCUUUGGUCAGAAGAUGAAGUUCACUUUCCAUGAAGAAAAUCAACACAGAGAAACCAUAGAUAUGUUUAGAGCGUGGAAGGGGUUUAGAUAAGAAGGUAAACCUUACUUAUCAAGCAGCUCUUAUCUGGGGAGGAAACCAUUACAAUGUUUGGAGUGUAGAAACAGCUUCAUUUGAAAGAUGAUCCUCACUCAUCAUAGAGUCGCUCACACAGGAGAGAAACUAUUCAAAUCCUUGGCACAUGGAAAGAGUUUCUGUUGGAAGAUGUGCCUCACCCAUCACCAGGGAAUUCAUGCAGGAGAAUCUCUGUGCCCCGCAGGUGAGCCAAGGGAUCUCUUUAUUGUCAAGCGUCAAGCAGACCGGGCAAAAGGAGUGGGCAGAGGCUGCUCCUGUCCUGAUUGCUACAGGGCUAGGGCAUAAUGUUUAAUAAUUGGCAUGGGUCUGUCUGUAGGCAAUAUGAGCUUUUUUAUUGUUUAAAAGAGAAUUUAUGACAAAAAAUGUGUAUAGUUGAUGUUUGGUGGCGGCGGCAGCGGAUGAGGCAGGGCACAAGCAGCAGGGCCUUGAAAAGGCACCCAGCAUACCACCAAAAUUUGCUGCAGUGGCGGCAGCAGAGGGGCACACAGCCUCUGAUACUCUGCCCAGGUAGUGACUAAGCAACUUUCACAGGGGAAGAGUAAGCUUACCCAAAACAAAUAUCCUCUGCCACCUGACUGAUAAUUGUCAGUUUAGCAAUACAGUAACUUGGUUUUUUUGUUCUGAGAGUUGGCUUUUGGAUCUUUCUUUGUAAGGGCUUCCCACUGCGAGGAAAGGGUCUAUGGACUGGAGGAGGAUUUCACGUCCUUUCUAGUCACUGAAAAAGAGAGAAACGGGUUUCCUUGUUUAAUCCAAAGUCUGGGAAGAUUUGCAGAGAUCGGGGCUUGAAGGGAGGUAUGACUGGUAACCGGAAAGCAGCCGACUGUUUCUUUUAAGGUGAUCCCUCAUUGCGGAAAGCAACAAAUUAAAGCUACAAAGAGACUGCUUGUUGAAAAGGGUGGAAUUUCUCAUCCCACUUUAGUCUUCAACUCUCUGAUAAUUACGGGAAUCUGGAUGUGCUUCACUAAAGGAUAAUAUUUAAAAUUGACUAAGGAAGAGAAACGGUCUUAAGAAAAAAGGGAGGGGAAAAAGCAAAAUAAAAUAAAAUAAAAAUUCAAUCAAAUAAAAAUCUAAACCAACAAAACAAUAAAAAUAAAUUGAAAUACUGAAUAAGAAAAACUUUAAAAAGAAAUUAGAAACUACUUAAAACAAACAAUAUAAAUUUUAAAAAACAACUAAAAAACAAAAACAACAAAAAACAGGGUAGACCUCAAAUAGCUUUUCACUUUUCACUUCUGUAUCAGUUCUUCCAGCUCAUGUUAAAAUGGCUCAAGGACUUAGAUCAUUAACAAUGAGAGCUCAAACAGGAAAUACAAACAGAAGAGGCUCUACUGAACUACCUUUGAAACAAACAGACUGUACAACAAUUGGUUGAGCAAACAAGAAGACCAUCAAGAAUUAAAAGAAAACAGGAAACAAAUGAAAAUCUCAAUAAGGGUUUUGAAAGACUAGAAAAGUCAAUACAACAAAUAGCAAGAGAAAGUGACAAAUGAGAAGAGAAUUGGAACUACAGUCGGCUCUUGGUAUACGCGGGGGAUCUGUUCUGGGCCCCUCUGCAUAUACUAAAAUCCGCAUAUGCUCAAGUCCCAUUUUCCCCAAUGGCGGCAUUCCCCUCUCCUCUCCUCUUCUUUCUCUGCCUCUUUCCCUCCCUACAGCACCUACCUUCUCUUCGUCGCUGCCACCACCACCUUCUCAUCGCCGCUGCCGCCGCAGGAUAUGCCAGGUGAUGGUCUUGGAGGCUAAGAUGUCUCCAGGCACGGCUUUUGCGUCACAGCCGCCACCACCACAGAAGGGCCGGGUGGAGGCCUCUUGGCCUCCAACACUACUACCCAGCCUUUCCCACGGAGGCGGCAGCGAGGAGGAUGAGACUUGGCCUCCUUGCCGCCUCGGCCUCCACUGCAGGAAAGGCCGGGUGGUGCUGUUGAAGCCCUCCAGGCCGCCACCUGCCCUUCGCGGUAAUGGAGGCUGUGGUGCCUAGUAAUCUUCAUUUUCCCCCCUGUGUUCUCACUGACAGAGACAGGUAUAGUGUCUAGAUCAUGGGAAGUAAUAGUGCCACUGUAUUCUACUUUGGUCAGACCCCACCUGGAAUACUGUGUCCAGUUCUUGGCACCACAGUUCAAAAAUGACAUUGAGAAACUGGAGC